This is a messenger RNA of Bufo gargarizans (Asiatic toad), 2306 nucleotides long. RefSeq names its product aristaless related homeobox (gene ARX). Gene Ontology annotation, biological process: regulation of transcription by RNA polymerase II. The record is from RefSeq and is a predicted model, not a curated record. Bases 116 to 1696 code for a protein of 526 amino acids. Gene Ontology annotation, molecular function: RNA polymerase II transcription regulatory region sequence-specific DNA binding; DNA-binding transcription factor activity, RNA polymerase II-specific. The transcript is spliced from 5 exons. Lineage: Eukaryota; Metazoa; Chordata; Amphibia; Anura; Bufonidae.
UGGAUCUGGGAUCCUGAACACACUCUCAUCAUACUCAGUGACAGCAACCACAGCCAGCACCCUUACAGACAGCACCCUGACAGCCAGCAGCAGCACAGAGAGGAAGAGCCCAACCAUGAGCAGCCAGUAUCAUGAGGAAGCAAGUGAGAGGCCGGAGUGCAAGAGCAAAUCCCCCACCCUGCUCUCCUCAUACUGCAUAGACAGCAUCCUGGGCAGGAGGAGCCCCUGCAAGAUGAGGCUGCUGGGCACCCAGAGCCUGCCACCACUCACUGCCAGGACUGACCAGGAGAAAAGUUUGGAAGGUUCUCCAAAGAACAACUCUAGUUUUGAUGCUGAGCUGCAUCUACCUCCUAAACUGAGAAGGUUAUAUGGUCCGGUGGGGGCAGCUGGGAGGCUGCAUAUUCAGACUCUGCCUGAUGCCAGGUCAGCAGUGCCCAGGUCGGAUAAGCCUGAUCGGCUGCUACUACUUGGGAGUGCAGGGGAAAGCAGCUGGGAGAACCACAGCCUGAAGAUCAGCCAGGCCCCACAGGUCAGCAUCAGCCGGAGCAAGUCCUAUAGAGAAAAUAGCGCCCCCCUGCUGCGAGAAGACCAGAGCAGUCCUGAUGGUCUACAGCAGCCACUCCAGACCGGUGCCUCUCUGCAGGACAGACUGGGAGUAAUAUCCCAAAAUCCAACAGAGGAGGAAGAGGAAGAUGAGGAAGACGAGGAUGAUGAAGAAGAUGAGGAUGAAGAAGAUGAACCAGACAAGCAGCACAGCAGUAAUAACACCAGCAACAAUCCUAACAGAGGACUCCUGAAGGAGCAGCACCCACAAUUCCAACAACAGCAGCAGCAACAACAACAGCAAGCAGGUUGUGGACCUGAUGGAGACAUGUCUCCUAAGGAGGAACUUCUACUUCAUACUUCAGAUGCUGAUGGCAAAGAUGGUGAGGACAGUGUGUGCCUGUCUGCUGGAAGUGAUUCAGAGGAGGGCAUGCUAAAGAGGAAACAGAGGAGGUAUAGAACCACCUUCACCAGCUACCAGCUAGAAGAACUAGAAAGGGCUUUCCAAAAGACCCACUACCCGGAUGUCUUCACAAGAGAGGAGCUAGCCAUGCGCCUGGAUUUGACUGAAGCCAGAGUACAGGUUUGGUUUCAGAACCGAAGAGCCAAAUGGAGGAAGAGGGAGAAGGCGGGCGCCCAGACCCACGCCCCGGGCCUGCCCUUCCCGGGCCCGCUGUCUGCCAGUCACCCGCUGAGCCCAUACCUAGAUGCCAGCCCGUUCCCCCCGCACCACCAUGCCUUGGACUCUGCCUGGACCGCCGCUGCGGCCGCCGCCGCCGCCGCCUUCCCCAGUCUACCUCCCCCGCCCGGCUCCACGUCGUUAUCCCCCGGCGGCACCCCACUAGGACUCAGCACUUUCCUGGGGGCGGCUGUGUUCCGGCACCCGGCCUUCAUCAGCCCCGCAUUCGGCAGGCUCUUCUCCACCAUGGCUCCCCUGACUAGUGCUUCCACUGCCGCCGCUCUUCUCAGACAGCCCAGCCCUGCUGUGGACAGCGCAGUGCCAUCCGGUGGCUUAUCAGACCCAGCCACAGCUGCAGCGGACAGGCGGGCGUCCAGUAUAGCAGCCCUCAGGCUCAAAGCUAAAGAGCAUGCAGCACAGCUAACACAGCUCAACAUCAUCCCCGGGAACAGCACAGGGAAAGAGGUCUGCUAAGCCCGGCCCCCCUCCCCCCCCCAAAAAAAAUAAUAAUAAAAAAAAAAAAAAUCACCAAGCAAGACCAAAUGGAGGGCAAGGAACACAGCCGAGGACCAGAGACUAUAGGACUGUGCUAGAAGAGUCAUGGAGCAUCCUUGUCUCACAGUAAUAAUGAGUGUACUACAUUAUGCAGCUCCAGAGCAGCAACCUUGGUACUGUAUGACGUCACUGUUGAACCCCCCCAGCCCCGCCCCUGCUCUCUGUGACAUCAUAGCAUUGCUGUAGUUAAGCAAAAGAAGAAAAAAAAACAAGCCAGUUUUAUUUCUGUCCUUUUCAGUAUGUUUUUGUUACUUUUUAUUUUAUUUCAAGGACAUUCCCUAACUUCUGUUCGCUACCAGGUAAUUAACCCUGCUUCUGCCAGGAUGCUAUUCAUUAAAGCAGGACUUUCCAUUGAUGCAACCACUCCACUUAGCUGAAUGAUCUAGUCAGUGCACUUACAAGAGAUGUAUAUCUGUAUCGUAUGAUUUUCUUUCGCUUACACCAACCAAGGUUCUUUUUUUUGUUUUUAUACCAAACCAAAGGGAAAUGAACUGUCAGAUUUAUGGACUGUUGAAGUCACUAAACUGUG